GGGAGCGGAGGAUGAUGAAGCUCAAGUCCAACCAGACGCGCACCUACGACGGGGACGGCUACAAGAAGCGGGCGGCCUGCCUGUGCUUCCGCAGCGAGAGCGAGGAGGAGGUGCUGCUGGUUAGCAGUAGUCGUCAUCCUGAUCGAUGGAUCGUCCCUGGGGGUGGCAUGGAGCCCGAGGAGGAGCCCAACGUGGCUGCUGUGCGGGAAGUCUGCGAAGAGGCUGGAGUGAAAGGGACGUUAGGAAGAUUGGUGGGAAUUUUUGAGAAUCGAGACAGGAAACACAGGACAUAUGUUUACGUACUUAUUGUCACUGAAGUGUUGGAAGAUUGGGAGGACUCUGUCAAUAUUGGAAGGAAAAGGGAAUGGUUUAAGAUAGAAGAUGCCAUCAAAGUUCUGCAGUAUCACAAACCGGUGCAGGCCUCGUAUUUUGAAACCUUGAGGCAAGGCUGCUUGGCAAACAACGGCACUCCAGUCAUGACCACGACGUACUCUGAGGGCUCUGUGUCUGACAUCAGAUGACUGAGGACGUCCCUGUGAGAGAGAGUUUGAAAAACAGACUGAAACAUGGAUUUUCCCCCCCCCUCCCCUUUUUCACAUGCCUCCUCUAUCAAACAAGGCAUGGGCAGCAGCCUGUGGCAGAGCAAGUGUUAAGAGUGCUGCAAUUUAGUGCAAGGUGGGAUUUUUUUUUGUUGUUGUUGGCUUUUUUUUUUGUUGUUGUUUUUUGCUUUUUUGGAUAUGUAUUUUGUAAGAUACAUUUUGUGCAUGAAGUGCCCCUUUCCCGUCACACCGCUUCCAUUGCCUGGCGAGCGAGGCUGCCACUUUUGCCUCUGCCUUGUGUUCUGAAGUGUCCCAUUCGUGUCAUCCCAGCCAUAGCCACUUCUUUUUUUUUUUUUAAUUAAAAGACUUCAAAUGUGAGAUCAGCUCUUUAAGUCUUAGUCUGUACUGUAAGGUGCUGUUUGGACCCGCGUGGCGGUCGCUUUCAGCACACAUGUAUAAACAACAUUUUUUUUUUAGAUGGAGGAUCUAACAUUUUAAUUUUUUUUUAAUCCUGGUCUGCUUCUGAAGAGAAGGGUUCAUAAUUAAUCUGUUUGCCUUUUGUUCUGUUUUUUUUUUCUCUAAAAAUACACGUUCUGUGGCAGUGCUAGUGGCUGGGCCAGUUUACUCCCCAUUCAGCAACUUCCCAUUUGGUGCAGUGACUCUUGAAGUUGAGGGCAGAGUUUUGAUCACCUGCAGACAUCCCUGCUGCUCAGUCGCUUCUCCUGCAGCUUCUGCCGACGUUUCUGCUUUCACAUCAAAAUGAAACGAAAAGAGUUUGGUCUUUUAAGGCUUGGCCAAAAAUAAAUAGCCUCAGAAACGCUACGGUAGGAAACAGAUUUCACUGUCUGUGGUAGGAAGCGGGGAUUCAGAGGGGGCUCAAAGUCUGACAAACUGGAGCGUCGAUCACCAAUGCUGUUCUGCUGAUCCUGCUGCAUUCUGCUGAUGUCUCUUCUUGUCCACAUGCCUUAUACCGUGCUGAACUGGAUAUCGUAACUUGUGCUGAAGCAUCGGAUUGUACUUACUGAGUGUUACCGCGCGAACCCUUGGCUGGAUAACCACGUGUAUCCCCGACAAGAAGUCCAGGGGGAAAGAUUCAGGUGUUCAAUCUCUUGUCCUGUGGUUCUGCAGCACUUGCAGUUGCACCGUGGAGCACGUUCAGAAUGUUUAAACUCUCCCUCCGUGAAAGGUACAGCUGACUCCUGAGCAGAAUUGCUGGUUGGAGAAGUACACCGUUAAUAGGAUGGCUUCCCUGAUGCAUUGGCACACUUCACUUUUUUUUUUUUGUUCUGUUUUUAUUGAUGUAAGUUUCAUGCUGUCUUGAUUUGCCAACAGUGUUGUCUAGUUGGGAAAUAAAAUGGGAAGGGUUGGGGCUGGGGGGUGGGUUGGGACAGGUACAACUUUUGGGAGGGGCAUUAAUUAAUCCCUGGCUUGGGACAAGAAGCAGUUGCUGAAUUCAGUAACUUCUCUUUUGUCAGAACAUAGCCAAGAUGUGAAAUUAAAUCUGCAGUACUCUUUUUUUUUUCCUCUUUAUUUAACAAAAAAAAAAUAUUCUAAUAAAUACUCACUGUUCAGAGUUUUCUCUCUUCCCAAGAAGCGCUUAACAUGGAAAUCUGAUAGAAAUAUCCAUGGAGCUUGGGACAAGGGGGAAUGGUAUCCUUGCUGCUUUGGCAAGAAGCUGUUCAUUUUCAGAUCCUAUUCUGUUCCUGUACUUGUUCUCCCUGCUUUCAUCGAUGUGGGGUAGCCAGGCCAAAAGCAGUGCCAGUGAUUGCUGACAUGAAAAACCGUGCAUAAGAAAAAGCUGAGAGGCGUUAUUCAAGGAGUAGCCUGGAAUCGAGCCUAAAUUGCACCAGUUCAGUUCACUUCGACUUAGAGACGAAUGUACAGUACUGUCCUGCUCUCUGCUGAUGGGCCUGAACCAAACUCUCACAAGGGCUUCAAUCUUGUCUUUGGAAGUGUACGAGGAUUCCAGCAGUCUGCUGUCACUGAGCCCUGGGCGGCACCUAACACAGCCAUCUACUGCCUUCAACUGAGUUCUUGUCUUACUGUACAGAUCAGUAUGUGGAGAAUGCUUUGCAACAAAACAGCUGGUACUCCUGAAAGAGUAAUUGCAGUUUUAAUAUCAACAGCAUGCACACUUUUUGUUUUUAAACUAAAAAAAGAUGUUUUUACAGGGCUGUUAAACUGACAAUUUAGGGUAGAAUAUUGUUAAUGACUUGCUAAUGGCUUAUUUGUCUGGGUCAGAAAAAUAAAUUGUGCCAAGAAAGUG
Molecule: messenger RNA, 2805 nt
Organism: Gallus gallus (chicken)
Lineage: Eukaryota; Metazoa; Chordata; Aves; Galliformes; Phasianidae
Gene: NUDT3
Product: nudix hydrolase 3
Exons: 5
Coding region: 12-521 (169 amino acids)
Biological process (GO): diphosphoinositol polyphosphate metabolic process; diadenosine hexaphosphate catabolic process; diadenosine pentaphosphate catabolic process
Cellular component (GO): nucleus; cytoplasm
Molecular function (GO): bis(5'-adenosyl)-hexaphosphatase activity; diphosphoinositol-polyphosphate diphosphatase activity; endopolyphosphatase activity
Source: RefSeq, marked inferred